UCUAUUUCCCAUCAUGCUCAGCACAAAAAAAAAAACAGAAAUUGGACAUGCGUGAUAAAAUAACAAAAUAGGAAUAAAUUAUCAUUAGUUAAUACAAACUAAUGAUACAAUUAUGACAAGCCGUAUUAUUUCUGGUGACCCGUGAAACAUAAAUAUAUAUAACAUAAGUAUAUACAUAUAAUAUAAAUAUAUAUAGAUAUAAUAUACACAUGUAUAAUAUAGCUAUAUAUUAUACAUGUAUAAUAUAUACAUACAUAUAUAUGUAUGUAUGUGUAUAUGUAUUAUGUAUUUGAUAUAAAUACAAGUAGCACUAAUAUAACUUUCAUGUUCAACAGCUGCUUUUGGAAGUCACCCUCAACAGUGCCUUGCUGUCUGCCUUCAUUGUAGAGGAUCAUCAGUAUCAACUCUUCGAGAACUGCUUGCCCCUUGCAGAAAACGCCUUCCAGAUGGUUGACCUGGCCCUGAAUGUGUGCUUCCUAGGCCCAUUCCUCUUAAGGAUGGCUUUAGCAGAAAGUAUGUGGAAAUUUCUGCUGUCCCGUUACACCAUUGCAGAUUACUGCACUAUACCAACAGCCAUCUUUGGAGUGAUUAUUGGGAGGUCCUUUGUGUGUUUCCAAUUUAUGAGGAGCAUCUUCUUACUGAAGGCCACAGAAAUGAGAGAAUCUGCAGAGAUAUCCUAUUGGUUUCUCAUUAGAAAGUUCCUGUCCGAAAUUCUAACAGGCUGUUUAUUAAUUGCUGGGCUCAAGCAUGUUUUUGAGUGUUUUUUCGACUUCACUUCUUUGGAGGGACCGCAUGACUUGACCUACGGAUCUUGGAUCUACUCCACAGUGAAAACAAUAAGUAGUAUUGGCUUUGGUGACAUGACGUGCAAGACAACACACUGCAAGCUUUGGGCUUCAAUAUCCCUAGUCUGUUCUUUGUAUUGGUUAGCAUCAAAAAAAUCUACGCUGAUGAGGAAUAUCAGCAAACUACCCAAAUUCAUCACGCCAUACAGACCAAAAGUGUCUCGCGGGCACAUUGUGUUCUGUGGCUUCCUAGACGCUCAGAAGAUCCGCUCCUUUGUGACACAUUGGACAAACAGGGGAGUUGACCUUGUCUUUCUGGGCGAUUGUACUCGGGGCAAGGAUGAUGAAGACCUAUUCCCACCACUCCUAGACUUGCAUCCUGUUCAAGGCCUGGUUCAAGAUGGUCAACAACUUGUUGCGAUCCAUGAAGCCUGUGCUUGUAUUAUUCUUUCAAACCAAAAGAAUAUGGACCAAGAAGGGGAAGAUUUCGGAAACAUCUGCUUGGCAUUGUGUGCCUCGCGUUCCACUACUUCUCCAGUCUAUUUGGAAUUGCUGCAGUCUAAGAGCAAGAAACUCUUUGAUGAGCUUUUCCAGUCAAGACGAGAACUCAAUCUGAGUGUCUUCUGCUAUGCAGAGUUUAAACUUAGACUGGUGGGCUAUUCAUGUCUUGUCCCUGGAUUCUCCACAUUACUGGCAAACCUUAUUUUGCCAGAUAUGGCAAAAGAUAUGGGCAAUCAGACCUAUGAGCUCAUCUGGGAGAAAGAGUACAACUUUGGCAGAAGCUCUUUUAUCUACACUACCCGUUUGUCGGCCUCUUUUGAAAGCCUGACAUUGCAUGAGGCUGUUGAAUUAUGCUACAAGAAGUUGGGGCUCAUCCUUUUAGGCAUCAAAACUGAUGAGGGCAAAAGUAGCAAGGUAAUUGUUUAUCCUAGCAAUGCAUAUUUUGUCAUCCCAGAAAAUACCGUGGGAUAUUUUUGCACUCGGGAAAUUGAGAUUCUUCAAAGAGCUUCAUUAUAUUGUUCCUUGUGCAGUCAGGAUGAGGAAGGACUGUUUGAUGGCCCUUGUAAAUGUGAUAAGACUGAAAAGAGAAAGAUGAAAGUUAAGACCCAGGAUUUUGACAAGACCUCACUCUGUGCUUCUGGUGCUGGACCUGCAAGACCUUUACAGACAGUAGAUGAGAAUUUUGUUGGCUCCUCUGAGAAAAAGUUUGAGGAGUUCAUAAAGACACAAGAUGAGCUGAAGGCUUUUGAUUUAGACGGCCAUGUAGUUGUCUUCGUCUUAGCCAAUCAAGAUUCGCCAGCCAGUGGACUCGAGAACCUAUGCCACCCUUUGAGGUCCAAUUGUGUCCAUCCUUCUCACCUCCAUAGGAUCAUCAUCAUAGGACCACUCGACUACCUGAGGAAAGAAUGGGUCCAGUUACGGGGAAUCCCUGAGAUUUACUUUGCUGAUGGUUAUCCAUGGGCCAAAGAAACCCUAGAGGUUGUGAAACUGGCCUCUUGCCAGAUGUGUGUCCUCCUCAAUGCUGGGCCAGAGAAACUGGAUUCACAUUUCAACUUCGCAUUUGAAGUGCUGAAGGUGACUUCAAGUCAGUUAGUUCGCACCAAGAACAAGGCAGCUAUGAUGUUUGGCGGUGCUCCCACAGUGAACGGACAGUGCAACUUCUGUAAGAGGCUUCCUGUUCUAGUGAGCCAUAUCACUGAUGAGCCGAUGACACCUGCCAAUGACACCCUUGCAGUGGCCGUAGGAUGGACAAUUCCUCCUGCACUCUGUCUCUCUUUUGCAUAUUUGAACUAUGACAGAUCAGACAUCCUCAGCUUUGCAUGCACACUCCUGCAAGGCGGACUAUCACCUGAAUCCCUUGUGAAACAAAGUUGUGUUGGUUAUGAUCAGGUUCAAGUACGAUUACUGGUUCCUCUAGAUGCAAAGUGUGAGACAAUCAAUAAUGGAGGAACAUAUGGAGAACUUUUUUGCCUUGCUCUGCAUAACAACAUGCUAUGCCUUGGACUCUACAGAGAACUGGUUGAAAGUUCUGAAGAACCUCCUUUGAGGUACGUGAUAACAAACCCUGAGGAUAAUUUCAAAGUGUACUCGACUGACCUCAUGUUUGUCCUGUGCCGCAGAUCAAAGGAGGAGUCAACCCAGAAGAUCUGAUUGUGGACUUGAAGCUUAAAGAAUUCUAGGGGCAACUGAUGCUCCUAAUGAAAGGGACUGUGUCUUCUUAAUGACCACAGCCAGGACCAAACAAGCCAACAGUUUAGGGCACCCAACUUACAGCUCAUCCAUGCAUAAUCUGAGAGGAUGCCACCAGUGUGAGGGACAGAGGAAACAGACUCAGUAGCAGCAGGCAGACAAAUGUUCUACAAGUUGUCAUUUUUGGCUUUCCUGGCACUUCAGCAAAUGAUGAGGAAGAAGGCAAUCAUGAGGCCAAUUAGGUUUUAUUUUUUUAUGUUAAGAGCUCUCUUUUUCCUUCAAUUAGGCAGUUAUCUAAUGGGUCUUAAUGGUGCACUAUUUAGUAUUUAGAUGUAAAAGGAAUAAGGAGAGUAAAGUGCAUUUGUCUUCAUCAGUUGACUUUAAAGUAUUUUAUUUUCAAGAGUGGAAUAUAGAAUGUACAACCAUUUCCCUUAAGGGUCUUUUUUUCAGUAAUUAAAGAGAAAUUGAC
Messenger RNA from Penaeus indicus, 3444 nucleotides. RefSeq names its product calcium-activated potassium channel slowpoke-like. NCBI's taxonomy places the organism in Eukaryota, Metazoa, Arthropoda, Malacostraca, Decapoda, Penaeidae. The transcript has 24 exons. Gene Ontology annotation, molecular function: large conductance calcium-activated potassium channel activity. Gene Ontology annotation, cellular component: membrane. Gene Ontology annotation, biological process: potassium ion transmembrane transport. Bases 447 to 2936 code for a protein of 829 amino acids. The record is from RefSeq and is a predicted model, not a curated record.